Messenger RNA from Exophiala bonariae, 1173 nucleotides. RefSeq lists its product as uncharacterized. Lineage: Eukaryota; Fungi; Ascomycota; Eurotiomycetes; Chaetothyriales; Herpotrichiellaceae. The coding region runs from base 1 to 1173 and encodes 390 amino acids. The record is from RefSeq and is a predicted model, not a curated record. The transcript has a single exon.
AUGGAGGCCAUGGCCCUGUCUGCCGACCCGAACUUCCCCAAAGCACUAGAUAGCCCAUUAGACUAUGAUGCAAAGAGCUUGAAGGUUAGGGUUGAAUGGGGGAAGACUUUGAAGAAGCGAAAGUUUACACCUAGGUCGGAGGCAUUUGCCGCAGGCUAUCUCGAAAUUGCAGAAGAGGCACUGGCAGUCGAUGAUGAUGACGAACUAUCUGAUAGUGAGAAACUCAAUCUGAAGGAGAAGGUCUUCCGCCUUGACCAAUUCCUGCAAAGGAAUGAGGAUUUAUGGUAUAUCCCGACACCAGCGAUGCAAAAGCUUGCAGAUCAAGCUGCCUUGCUGACAAAGUUGGAAUUGUAUGGACGAUAUGGCGACUACAUGAACAUUGAGCUCGCUCAAGUUCGGGAUGCAACUCGCAAACUUGAGGAGUUGAAAAAGUAUAAGCCUAUCUUUGCCAAUUACUGGACGUCUAUUCAGACAAAGAUAGAAAGUGAAGAAGGAGUAGUGGAGUCCGAAAAAACCAUGGAAAACCAGUCGACUAUUGUUGCUGUUCGAGCAUGCGCGAAGGCAUUGAACAUCCCAGAAGAGCACUUAUUGGAAACAAUAAAGCACUAUGCCAACAGAAACGAACGAUUUCACAGCGAUAUUGAACGGCUAGUUAGCAUCGGAAAGGGCCCUCCUUUGGCAAACAAGAUCUUUGGGGAUCUCAAAUAUGUUCAAGACUGCCUGGAUACCGCUACACAAGACCGUGAGUUCUUAACAUAUCUCAAGAUAAUUGUUGAGAGGCUCCGGGAUGACUGGUUUGUUUUUCGAAGAGAAGGGGAUAAAGAGGAUCCAGAGUACUGGGAGCUCUCAGAUAAGGCGAGGUCUUUGAGGUCAGGAAAGGACGAAGCAACGGGUGCGGCGAUAGCUGAGUACAAAGAGCAGCUGAAGGGGAUAAGCGAGAACAGUUUUCAAGAGGUCAUACGGCAGUAUCAUGGACUGAGACUAGUGAUGUCUCACAAACGAAGGGUGAGGUCGGAGGCACAAGGGUACGUGCAAGAGGCCAAGAGGCGGACUGGAAAAGUGGAAAUGAUUCAAAACCUACAUGAGGCACUCAUGGAUGAGCCAAGGUAUAGGCAACUGAUGGAUUUGACCGAGACAUUGGAUCGAUUCGGACAGGACUACCCUGCGCACUAA